Messenger RNA from Nematolebias whitei (Rio pearlfish), 960 nucleotides. RefSeq lists its product as uncharacterized. The transcript is spliced from 3 exons. NCBI's taxonomy places the organism in Eukaryota, Metazoa, Chordata, Actinopteri, Cyprinodontiformes, Rivulidae. The coding region runs from base 503 to 853 and encodes 116 amino acids. The record is from RefSeq and is a predicted model, not a curated record.
UAAACAUAACCGUAGUGAUGAGACGUGUUUUUCUUAAAAUGGUUCCAUGACCUAAACUGCCGAAGCCCAUAAUAUAUAUUUUUUUUGGACUGCGGUUGCGUGAAUUUAGUAAAGUUAGAAAGAGAGUAAGGAUAUGUGCCAUAGUUAACCAAUGUAACUAACUGCUGUUUAAAAAGUAGAGUUAAUGCGUUAGCGUUAGCUGCAAUGACAAAGCGCCUUGAGACUAGCUUGUUAACCAGUUAGCUUAGCAGCACCAACAUUUGUGUGUUUAUUUCACGGGUUUUUGCUAUGUACACGUGUAUAUGCGGUUUUUGAUCGUAUUUGCAUAAUUUGUUGGCGUUUUCAAAAUGAAAUAUAGUGUACCAUUCUUUGUUCAGCUGCAUAAUUUACUUUGGUAAAGUUAGCUGAAGGCCACCAGCUGAGAGUCGUUAGAUCCGAGUAAUCCUUUUCUGACUAAACAAAAUACAACACAAGUUUCUCCAGUCUGAAGAAGCGACAUCUUAUGUUGACUGAAAACAGGAAACGACAGCACAGUGGUGGUGAGGAGGAGAGUGGCCACCUGAAAGCCCAAGCCAAAAGGCAGAACCGAGCACAUCCUCUCUCCCCUGAGUCAGGCCGGGAUGCUUGGGACUCUGAGUCAUCCAACAGUGAGAGCAGCAGCAACAUCAGCAGUCCAGAACAUGCAGCUGGGAGCCACUAUGCUGUGGGGCCCUGCAGUCCUCUCGGCUCCAGCAACUCCUCAGAGUUGGCAGGUCCAACAAACCCGGUGUCAUACUUGCAGAUCAACUGCAUCCUCAAGGAGGCCCACUUCCAAAGUCUGCAGAGCCGAGGUCAGCUCAGAGACACGAGAUGAAGCGAUGCUGCUUCGUCAGCCACCAAGGGACUAAUGUCCUGAAGCUUGUCACCUGAUUACAUGCACAUCAUUUCUUUCAGUGCUUCAGCACCCAUCUUCUGGUACUU